UUUCCCCGAGGCCAGCCUACCCCACCUAGAACAGAUAUUUAUAGGUUGUAAUAUAUUUGAUAGUCACCUAGAGUAGUACCAACUUGACCAUGUUGGUUUACUAGCAUCAUUAUACCUACUACCUACGAACACCGUUCGUAAUGACGAUCGCGUCAAUGUACGAAGGACGCACAUACUACCAUAUACAUGACGCGUAAUGAUGCCUCAUAGGACGUCUAGAGUAACCUUCUCCUGAGAACGCCGCACGCGCACAUAGUUUUCGGGAGAGAUAGAUCGGACCAGGAAACCUGAAUAUGUACGACUCGGGUAUUCUAUCGGUAGUGGUAGUUACACGAAGUCAAUGUAACCAAGUCUAUCAACAGGGCGUUGGGGGCUGUGGGGUGUGACUCGUUAUGCAAUACAGUUAUACUGAAGCUUCGCAAUCUCGAUAGGGGCUACCUGGAAGGUUGUUUAUUCUCCCUGUUGUCCUACGAACUUCAUGUUCAUCCAUUCAGUCGAUCAUCUUCACCUUCUCAAGUUAUCGUUACCUACUACAGUCCAUAACCGCAAUGCGUUUCCUUUGCCUUCACGGCAUGGGUUCAAACUCACAAGUGUUUGAAAGCCAGAUAUCUGCCAUCCGCUAUGAAUUAGGAAACCGCCACACUUAUGAGUUUGUGGAGGGCUGCGUCCCUACCGGGAUAGCACCAAACCUCGACGGCGUUGCCUCCCCCGAGAAGGAGUACUUCGCCUACUCGGAUCCCACCGUGCCCGCCAGCAUGAGUAAGGCCGUGGCCAACUUGGAUGCCUAUGUGGAUGCUCAGGGCCCCUUCGACGGCGUCCUUGCCUUCUCCGAAGGCGCCGGGCUAACUGCUUCGUAUAUCGCAUGGAAGUUUCGACAAGAUCCAGCACGGCAAAAGGUAUCGCCUAUGUUUAAAUUCGCCGUGUUCUUCUCGUCACUGGACACCUUCGAUCCCGAACAGAUCGGCAAAGGCAGCAACAGCCGGCCCUUGCUCGCUCAGGACAACGGCGAGAUCAUACACAUCCCAACAGUCCAUAUCUGGGGCCGCAACGACAGGCUCACUGGAGCUCCUCGUGUUCGUGGCAUCUGCGCAUCACAAGCGCGAGAGGAAUACAUACACGACGGAGGACAUGAAGUUCCCGGGGCCCGUAUGGCGGAUGCGGUGAAAACCACCGCCCGGCUCAUGCGAAGGGCGAUGUUUUUGGCUAAUAAGAAGAAUGAGCCCACGAAUGGAUCAUCGAAUCACUAGAGUGUCUGUUCAGCAAACUAUAACCCUAUGGUUUUUAUGUAUACUUAGGUAUCGAUAUAUGAAUAGAGUAUUGGCGUUUUUUUUUACGUUUUAAC
This is a messenger RNA of Annulohypoxylon maeteangense, 1342 nucleotides long. RefSeq names its product serine hydrolase FSH. Gene Ontology annotation, cellular component: nucleus; cytoplasm. The record is from RefSeq and is a predicted model, not a curated record. Lineage: Eukaryota; Fungi; Ascomycota; Sordariomycetes; Xylariales; Hypoxylaceae. The transcript is spliced from 3 exons. The coding region runs from base 549 to 1247 and encodes 232 amino acids.